This is a messenger RNA of Wasmannia auropunctata (little fire ant), 1225 nucleotides long. RefSeq lists its product as uncharacterized. Lineage: Eukaryota; Metazoa; Arthropoda; Insecta; Hymenoptera; Formicidae. The transcript has 5 exons. Gene Ontology annotation, cellular component: plasma membrane. The record is from RefSeq and is a predicted model, not a curated record. Bases 68 to 1225 code for a protein of 385 amino acids. Gene Ontology annotation, biological process: detection of chemical stimulus involved in sensory perception of smell; sensory perception of smell. Gene Ontology annotation, molecular function: olfactory receptor activity; odorant binding.
UUCCGACGCCCGUAACGAGCCUGGGCCUGGGUACAAUCAGAAUUACAAGAAUGAUCUUCGAGCCAGCAUGCAACUGAACGUCUGGAUCAUGAAGCUGGUCGGUACGUGGCCGCUGGAACUUUCCCGGCUCGAGACGCUGGCGAUUCGGGCGCUGAACGCGAUCUGCUACAUGCUGCUGGCCUUCCUCCUGAUCCCCAGCAGCAUGUUCAUCGUCCUGGAGAUCAAGGACUUCUACAAUCAACUGAAGCUCGGCAGCGCUCUCACCUUCUUCUUCAUGGCGGUGAUGAAGUACAGCGCCCUGCUUCUACGCGAGGGCGACAUACGCAAAUGCGUCGACUACAUCGAGGGUGACUGGAGAAACGUGAGGUACACGGACGAGAGGAGGAUCAUGCAGGAGAACGCGAACUUCGGCCGCCGGCUGGUGGUCGCCUGCAGCGUCUUCAUGUACGGCGGCGUCCUGUUCUACUGGGUGGCGAUACCGCUGGCUCGCGGCAAGACCGUCGAUGAGGACGGCAAUCUCACUUAUCGCAGACUGGUGUUCCCGAUACCCAACGUGAUCGUCGACGCCCGUCGCAGCCCCGCCAACGAGAUCCUGUAUUUCGUCCAGCUGCUCGGCGGCUUUAUCGCCCACAACAUCACGGUGGCCGCGUGCGGCCUGGCGGCCAUCCUCGCGAUGCAUGCCUGCGGACAAUUGCAGGUGCUCAUAUCGUGGAUAAAUCAUCUAGUUGACGGUCGAGAGGGCGUUAAUGACACCACGGAUGAGAGACUGGCUAAUAUAAUACAAUUACACGUUCGUAUCUUGAAUUUCAUAUCGCUAACUGAGGAAUUAUUACACGAGAUAUCUCUGGUGGAAGUCGUGGGAUGUACAUUAAAUAUAUGUUUUCUCGGAUAUUAUUGCAUGAUGGAAUGGGAUUUCAAGCAACCCGUAAGCGGCUUAACAUACUUGAUACUCCUCAUUUCGCUUACGUUCAACAUAUUCAUAUUUUGUUACAUAGGCGAACUAGUAGCGGAACAGACCAUAAAAGUACGUGAGAGCUCGUACAUGAUCGACUGGUACCGACUUCCGGAGAAAAAGAGCCUUGCUGUUAUCUUAAUAAUCUGUAUGUCCAAUGCGACCACCAGGCUCACUGCUGGAAAUAUAAUCGAAUUGUCCAUCAGCAGCUUCGGUGACGUUAUCAAAUCAUCUCUCGCUUAUUUGAACAUGCUACGAACAUUUACCACUUGA